GUCCAUGUGAAGGAGGGCUGUUGAUCGGAGAGCUGUUGGGACGGCGUAGGUGGUUUGUGUGCUCCUCGGUCGGAACCAUAGGGAUCUUUGUAUCAACUAGUAAUAGUAGUGUUCCCCAAGACCGCCCAGAACAGCUUUGAGCUUUAGAUUUGAUCCGGUGUCUAUCGCUGCUUUUCACCGCCUCUCCCCUCCAUCAUCCGGCCAGGGAAAAGUCAUGCCUUUCGGAAACACGCACAAUCAGAUGAAGCUGAAAUACUCCUCUGAGCAGGAGUACCCGGACCUCAGUAAACACAACAAUCACAUGGCCAAGGUCCUGACUCCUGCCAUCUACGAGCGACUGAGGAGCAAAGAGACACCCAGUGGAUUUACUCUGGAUGAUGUCAUGCAGACUGGGGUUGAUAACCCAGGCCACCCAUUUAUUAUGACUGUGGGCUGUGUUGCUGGAGAUGAGGAGACAUAUGAGGUUUUCAAAGAGCUACUGGACCCUGUGAUUGAGGCCAGACAUGGAGGAUACAAACCCCAGGACAAGCACAAGACUGAUCUCAAAUCGGAAAACCUAAAGGGUGGCGACGACCUGGAUCCCAAUUAUGUUCUGAGCUCUCGAGUCAGAACAGGACGCAGCAUACGUGGCUUCUGUCUGCCACCACACUGCAGCCGUGGAGAAAGGCGGGCUGUGGAGAAGCUCUCUGUUGAAGCUCUAGACUCUUUGAGUGGAGACCUGAAGGGAAAAUACUACGCACUGAAGAACAUGACAGAGGCAGAACAGCAGCAGCUUAUUGAUGACCACUUCCUGUUUGAUAAGCCAGUGUCUCCUCUACUGCUUGCUUCAGGAAUGGCCCGUGACUGGCCAGAUGCUAGAGGAAUCUGGCACAACAACAACAAGACAUUCCUAGUAUGGGUGAAUGAGGAGGACCACCUGCGUGUGAUUUCUAUGCAGAAAGGUGGAAACAUGAGAGAAGUGUUCUCUCGCUUCUGCACAGGUCUCACCAAGAUCGAGACCCUCUUCAAGGAGAGGGGCCAUGCCUUCAUGUGGAAUGAGCACCUGGGUUACAUUCUGACCUGCCCCUCUAAUCUGGGCACUGGGCUGCGUGCAGGAGUGCAUGUAAAACUGCCAAAUAUGAGCAAACAUGCCAAGUUUGAGGAGGUGCUGAAAAAACUGAGGCUCCAGAAACGUGGAACUGGCGGCGUGGACACCGCUGCCGUUGGCGGAGUGUUUGACAUCUCCAAUGCUGACAGACUGGGCUUCUCUGAGGUGGAGCUGGUACAGAUGGUGGUUGAUGGGGUUAAACUGCUGGUGGAUAUGGAGAAGAGGCUGGAGAAGGGCCAGUCCAUUGAUGACCUGAUGCCUGCCCAGAAGUAAAGCCAUCGUUAAACCCAGUACUCUCUUUGCUCCCCAUUUCCUCCUUACUUUCCCAUUCCAACCCCCACUACCUUCCCUCAAAACCCUACCCUGUGAUUGAUUGACUGUACUUCAUAUUUCAGUGUGAACUUCUGUAUUUAAGAUCUGAAAUGCAAUAAAAAAAAGGUCUGGUUCAAGUUGAAA
Molecule: messenger RNA, 1543 nt
Organism: Girardinichthys multiradiatus
Lineage: Eukaryota; Metazoa; Chordata; Actinopteri; Cyprinodontiformes; Goodeidae
Gene: ckba
Product: creatine kinase, brain a
Exons: 8
Coding region: 215-1360 (381 amino acids)
Biological process (GO): phosphocreatine biosynthetic process
Molecular function (GO): creatine kinase activity
Source: RefSeq, a predicted model, not a curated record